GAUCGUACAGUAAGCUGUCAAAAGCUUGUUGCUUAAAUCUGUGCAGUGCUAUAGUAAAGUAAUAACGAAACGAGAUCGAAGUAACAAGCUAUAUAUCUGCAAACAGAGCAAGAGUUAAACUGUUGGUGAGCAGACAUUUCGGGAGCACUUGACAUCGUGUUUUCGUUAGUUCGUCGUCUGUCCUAGCUGAUGCGUGAUAGCUGUUUCCUCUGGGAAGCGGUUCAUCCGUGAUGAUGAUGAGAUCACUAACAAAGUGCCUUUGAGAAGAUAUCCCUGACCUGAAGGUGGUUGUGUACAUUGCCGACCUAUGCUUUCUUUAAGGCAAGACACGCAGGAUACCUCAGCAGCAAGCACUUUGCCUCCUCUUUGCACGACUUCAGCACCUAAAAUAGAGCCAUAAUAUAUAAGAAUAGAAUAUAAUGACAUGAGAAUGUAUGAGGUCUGCAUUAAUAUUCCCUCACUUGUCUGAUAUUUCUGUGCACCAUCAUCUGUGGAAUAUACACUCAAACGUGUCUCAGUAAAAAAACAACACAGUGGUUUCCUUUUGAUGGGUGAUUCCUCAGAGAUUGAACAAACAUCUCAUCGUUCUGCUCCAGCUGAUGGAAGGUGGUUUUAAAAGAGGACUUUGCACAAAGAGCCAACCCACAGUUGUUGUUGUUGUAUGAGACACAACUAAAUCGACCGAUUGCCUUUUUAAAAACUAAAAACUUUAUGAUUAUAACCUUUGGACAUGGCGUUAAACCUUUCUUCAGUCAGAGACACAAAAUGGUUAACUCUGGAAGUCUGUCGGCAGUUCCAGAGAGGAAACUGUUCACGUAGUGAUGAGGAAUGCAAAUUUGCUCAUCCACCGAAGAGCUGCCAAGUUGACAAUGGGAGAGUUGUUGCCUGCUUUGACUCACUGAAGGGUCGAUGCUCAAGAGAAAACUGCAAGUAUCUCCAUCCACCUUGCCACUUAAAAACCCAGUUAGAGAUUAAUGGGCGCAACAACCUCAUCCAGCAGAAGACAGCAGCCGCCGUGCUCGCCCAACAGAUGCAGCUCAUGAUCCCAGGGCCCAGCCUGCAGUCUAUGCCAACAUUUCAAUUCACACAGGGACUGGGCAACAACGCUGGUCUUGGUUACGGUUCAUACAUGACACCGCUGAGCCAUGGAAUGAGCCUCAUCUCCACAGACAACCUCUCCAACAACCAGGUCCUCGUUUCUGGAAGCCCACCUGUCACGGUCCAGAGCUCCUCUUCCUCUUCAUCUUCUUCUUCUCCCUCACAGAAGCUGCAGCGUACAGACAAACUUGAGGUGUGUCGCGAGUUUCAGCGGGGAAACUGUGCGAGAGGGGAGACAGAUUGCCGCUUCGCUCACCCCAGUGACAGCCCCAUGAUUGACACCACAGAUAACACUGUAACUGUUUGCAUGGACUACAUUAAGAGCCGCUGCUCCAGGGAGAAGUGCAAGUAUUUUCACCCGCCUGCACACUUACAGGCAAAAAUCAAAUCCGGUCAACAGCAAGUCAAUCACACCGCCGUGGCAGCCCAGGCCGCCGCCGCAGCCAUGACUCAGUCGACUGCCAAAGCAAUGAAGCGAUCCCUCGAGGCAACUGUAGACCUGGGCUUUCCCUACAGCGUCCCCCUACCAAAGAGACAAGCUUUUGAGAAGAACAGCUGGGCCAGCUCUCUCCUCAGUCCCAGUUUUUUGCACUACCAACAAGCUCUGGCCAACUCCCAGCUGCAGCAGCAGGCGGCUGCAUACUACCCCACAGGUUCUGUCUUCUGCAUGGCUCCCGGUAACAACAUGGAUCAUCCUCAAGUAACCGCCAGAAACAGAAGUCAGUGCCGUGUUGCUGCUGAUAAAGACGCCAAACAACUGCUCUGUAAAUAUUCUGUUCACACCACACACAACGUACAACAAGCUGCAUGCAGAUAACAUCGCUGAGGAGAAGGUUGUGGUUUGAUCUCUCACAAUACAUUACAUUAGUAGGAUUAUACAAUGUUAGAUAAGUGUCACAGAAGAUUAUUGUAUGCACGCACCUUUGCACCUGCAUUAACAUGCAUCCUCACUAAUUUGCAUAAUAUCCUGGUUUCUAUUUCCUAAAGCAAUUCUGACAAGGUCAUGGGUGCAUUUAGCCUCUAAAUCAGCUCUAAUGCAAUGUGUCUCCAGUUCACAUAUAUGAUGCUCAUGAAUAGAAAUGUCAUUUUCGAAACCAAUCUGACCAGGAAACACGUAGAACUCAAACAGAAACAGGUUGUGCAGCAACACCUAAACAUGAACUGAUAUGAACACAUAGGAACGUUAUUCACUGAAAUGUAUGUAAAUAAUACAAGAGACAAGCAUGACAGAUGUAAUCUGAAAACAAUACAUGUUAAGACCAGGUGUAAAGGGGUCCUUUUAUUGGUGAUUGUCAAAUUGUAUCCUCAUAAUAUUGAGAAACAAUUUAUUUUUCCUUUCUUGAAUGUGUUAUGUUAGCUAAAAGGUUUUUCACAUUAAUGAUUGUUUAUCUAGUGCCAGCUUUAAAUAUGUCAAACAAACUAGAAAAAGCACUUAUUUUAACUUUUAACUCCACAUUGUAAAGUUUCCUUUUUAAAUGUUCUGAGGUUAUUCCAGCUAAUACCUUACCCCCCCAUCCCAGAACAGGAACAGUGCUCCACCUCCUGGUGUGCCUUUGCAUUGCAAAUACAGUACGUUUGCUGAGAGAAAAAACAGUAUAAUCUAUUUAUCGCAAAUACUUUAUUGCAUUCAAGCAAAAAUGAUUCAAACAUUUACAUUUCCCCACUUUAUUAUUAAAAAUAACUUUUGGAAUGAUCAGUAACGGUGAUGGUUGAUGCACCGGUUUUACCUUGCAGCCAGUUUCACAAAGAUAGACUUUGACUAGGCUUAGGUCAAAAUAAUAUUCAGAUUUCAGAUCCAAAUGAUUAUGUAGGACUAGUGGUAAAAUAACAACAAUCAGAUCAACAGAAAAUGAUUGGAUUGAACAAUUACAGGGAUAUUUUACUGGGAAAAAUGUUCCCCUCUAUUUAAGUGUGGUGCCACUGGUCAGCAGGAAGCAGGCGUCACUGAUUGUUACCAUGGAAACAAUGGUCAGCAUGUGUUGCUGAUUGUUACCAUGGAAACACUGGUUAGCAGGUGUCACCGAUUACUACCAUAGAAUUACUUUAAUUCUAGCCUGGUGGUAGUGUGGUUAACUUUUCAGGCUUUAAAAUAAGCCUGUGUUGUUUUUGUGUAGUCUAAUUAAAUUUUGACUGGCCUAAAAUUCAAGACCAGUCCGAAAUGUCUUUGUGAAACUGGCUCCGGCUGAACAUAAAGCAAACCGUUUUUUUAAGAAGAGGCUCCUCAGCCAUCAAAGUCAACUGGCUAAAAGGGUGUAAUAAUUACUGCAGCUCACAUUCAAACUAAAGCUCCUGUAAUCCUGUAAGGGACAAGUAGAGUAAUGUGUAAAAUGUUAGUCUUAAUGUUACAGUCGGUUGUCAGUACUGUAUUAUUUGAAUGUUACAAGUGCCUGAAGAAUUGUGCAGGUGAGGAUAUCCGUGCAUAUUUAAAAGGCUUUGUGUGAAAAAAAUCACUUGAUUUAUUCUACUCUAGUUAAGUCACAUUUAGAAAGAAAUGUUCAGUGCACAACCCUGUGACCUAAACAUUGACAUUUUUAGGAGACAGGUUGCAGUGCAUUAGUAUUUCAAAUAAUAGUUUAAGUAAUUCUUUCAAUUAACUUUCACUGAUGCUCAAAUGUGUAUGUGUGUUCCAUGUAUAAGAGUUUAUAUCCUGCUUAAGUUCAUUUUUUUCACUUUUAAGAUGAUAAGUAUAUGACAAUGUUUCCUAUUUAGUUUCAUGCAGUAAAAUACUUUAUGUAGUAAAGUAGAAUUUACGGAGUUAGAAGUGUGUUGAGUUCAGUUGUGUAUGGUUGGUACCACAUUAUGCAAUUACCCAUCUUUGUUUGACACUGACAGCAGACAGAGUGGGGAUUGUGUCUGGUUAACUGAAAAACUAAACGGAUGUUAAAAAAAACAUUUUCACUCAAAUAUGUUACGUUCUCUUAAACAUCUUUAAUAUCCAUUUUAGUUUGCAGGUUUGGAAACAGCUUGUGCAACAUCAACUUUUCCUUAAAUGUUUCCGAUGUCUUUGUAAGUGACUGAUGAGUUUUUUUAUGAAAAAGGAUGUAUACACCCAUAUGUGAUUAACUCAGACAAUCCACCAAGAGAUGUUUCAUUUGUUCACAAUGUUUUCAUUCAUUGCAAAAGGUUUUACACAUUAUUGGUUGAUAUAUAAGAAGCAUACUUGCAUAUUUUACUAGUUUAAUAUUAGGAAAGAACACUUUAAAAUGUAUUCUCUUCUAUUUUAUGACGAAUGUAAUUUAUUAAACUGAAUUUAGCUCUGCUGGAGGUUCCUUUAAAGGGCCUCGCUCUGUAUUAGCCUAUGAUAAGCCGUCUUGUGUCCAGGGAUCAAAUGUGGGAGCAAAGAGAAGCUUAAAACAUUUCAUCCCUGUCACUGCCUUGUCACCUGUGAGGGACAACCUUUGUAUGAGCAAGGCCAUAGAAUUGCUUUUUAUGUACAAAAGUGCAUUGUACAGGCCACAUUUUAUGGAAAGUAACUUUCAUAAUAGGGUAACAAUAGUUUGUCAUUUAAUUGUUUUGAUGUGUUGCUGAGGCAAUCUGAAGUUGCAGUGAUUUAAAAACUGUUUUUUUUGUAGGGGACAACAUUGUCUUUUCCCCUCACAAUAACAUGUUGGAUUGUACUGUCAGAUAUUUGAUUUUAUUAUGCCAUUGUGAAACACUGUAAGUGAUCCAGUGCAUGAGAAUAUAUUUUGAAAUGUGAUUUGUUGUGUUUUAUAUGGUUUCCACUGCAUGUCAACAUCUUGCAGCAAACGUAUAAUCCACCCUUAAGGAAUCUGCAGUCAGAAGGUCAGGAGCUGAUGGUUCAGCGACUGUUUGAACAUUUAUUUUCAAGAUAUAGUUGCUUUCAAAGUUUAGGUUGUUAUUAGAUAUAUGACAUUUUCCCCUUAUUUAUUUUACAUGCAAAUAAAAAGGCAUAUAACCGAAUGUUUGUUUCACCUUUUGGCAAAAAGCUUGAAUGUCAUGCACAUGGAGGUUGUCUUAGAUUUGGAUCAGCCAGUCAAAAAGAUGUUGACAGUAAGAAUGUUUAGUCUGACUGACUGAAGCACUUUCUCAACCGUCAAACUGAGAGGACAUGCUUUUUGUCAACUUUGCCUUAUCUUGAAUCUAUUCAUAAAUCUGUCUUGUUCAGUUGUGAAUUUCAUUUUAUCUAAUAAAUAAAGUAAAUUUCACUGAACUUUUCUUUGAAAUGAUUCCUACACAAGUUUUGAGUUUGAGGCCAAAAUGACAGUUUGUAAAAUCAAUCCAAACAUUAUCCUGACUAAAAUGCUUGUUGACUGAUAUCCCACAGUAAAAGAAUACUUGUACCAUUCGGUUAAAUCCUGGCCUGAAUAUAAACUGUCCCUCUUUUUUUUAUAACGUGUUAAAGUUAUUUUAUUUGUGCUUAAGUAAACAUUUCAUGUGGAUAGUUUUGUUCCUGUAAAUUCAAACUUGUGUUAAAUCUAAUAUUGCAAAUAAAUAAAUGUCAAGUUAA
Molecule: messenger RNA, 5566 nt
Organism: Notothenia coriiceps (black rockcod)
Lineage: Eukaryota; Metazoa; Chordata; Actinopteri; Perciformes; Nototheniidae
Product: muscleblind-like protein 2a
Exons: 9
Coding region: 731-1915 (394 amino acids)
Biological process (GO): regulation of RNA splicing
Cellular component (GO): cytoplasm; nucleoplasm
Molecular function (GO): RNA binding; metal ion binding
Source: RefSeq, a predicted model, not a curated record